Molecule: messenger RNA, 3760 nt
Organism: Scophthalmus maximus (turbot)
Lineage: Eukaryota; Metazoa; Chordata; Actinopteri; Pleuronectiformes; Scophthalmidae
Gene: syn2a
Product: synapsin IIa
Exons: 11
Coding region: 260-1678 (472 amino acids)
Biological process (GO): neurotransmitter secretion
Cellular component (GO): synaptic vesicle; synaptic vesicle membrane
Molecular function (GO): ATP binding
Source: RefSeq, a predicted model, not a curated record
AGGAGGAGAGGCACCAGCCAGAGCAUCGUUUGCCGUGGUGGAGGAGAGCACGGUGUGAGGGGAUUGGCUGAGCCAGAGUGCAGCGUCACGGCCCGUGAGAGGGAGCUCUGAGGAUGCUCUGCUGAGCUGGGAUACAUUCACUGGGAAGCUCGGCCAUUGUCAGCUGUGUACGCUAAGGAAGAGAGACUCCGCUGCAGCAUAAUUUUCCUCCACACCCAGUGCUUUUGUCGUUGACUCUCCUCCUCGUCCGGCUCCAGCCAUGAAUUAUUUGCGCCGUCGCCUCUCGGACAGCACGUUCAUCUCCAACCUGCCCAAUGGCUACAUGACAGACCUCCAGAGGCCUGACCCCGCUCAGCCUCCUCCACCCGCCGCCGCCGCCACCACCAGCACCAUCCCUGCCAAGUCCCCAACAGCGGGGCCUACGCCUCCUGCCACUUCGCCUGCUCCGGAGAGGAAACCCCAGCAAUCUCAGUCGACCGGCGCAGGCUUCUUCAGCUCCAUCACCAACGCUGUCAAGCAGACGGCCGCCUCUGCAGGACUGGUGGAGCAGACCCAAGUCACGACACCCAAGAAGUUCAAGGUUCUCCUGGUGAUCGAUGAACCUCAGCAGGAGUGGGCUAAAUUACUCAAAGGAAAGAAAAUUUUCGGGGAUUAUGACGUCAAAGUGGAACAGGCCGAAUUCAACGAGAUCAAUGUUGUGGCUCAUGCCAACGGGACCUGCAACGUCACCAUGCAGGUUCUGAGGAACGGCACCAAGGUUGUCAGGUCAUUCAAGCCAGACUUUGUCCUCAUUCGUCAACACGCCUUCAGCAUGACCCAGAACGAAGACUUCCGCGACCUGAUCAUUGGUCUGCAAUACGGAGGCGUCCCGAGCAUCAACUCGCUCGAGUCGAUCUACAACCUGUGUGACAAGCCCUGGGCGUUCGCUCAACUCAUAAACACCUACAGGAAACUGGGCGCCGAGAAGUUCCCGCUGAUUGAGCAGACCUUUUACCCAAACUACAAGGAGAUGGUAAGCAUGCCGUCGUUCCCUGUCGUUGUGAAGAUUGGACACGCGCACUCGGGUAUCGGAAAGGUGAAGGCCGACAAUCACAGUAAGUUCCAGGACAUAGCCAGUGUCAUCGCUCUCACGCAGACCUACACCACCACGGAGCCGCUCGUCGACUCCAAGUACGACAUCCGGAUCCAGAAGAUCGGCACCGACUACAAGGCCUACAUGAGAACAUCUAUCUCUGGCAACUGGAAGACAAACACAGGCUCCGCGAUGCUCGAGCAGGUGGCGAUGACCGACAGGUACAAGCUGUGGGUCGACACCUGCUCAGGGAUUUUCGGGGGCCUGGAUAUUUGCGCGGUCAAAGCCAUCCACGGAAAAGACGGCAAAGAUUACAUCACAGAGGUGGCGGGCUCGUCAAUGCCCCUGGUGGGGGAGCACCAGGCCGAGGACCGGCAGCUCAUCGCCGACAUGACCUUGGCGAGAAUGAACCAGCUGGCAGAGAACGAGGCAAACGCUCCCCAGAGACCCACCACUGUACAGCCGUCCCAGGGAACUGGCCUCAAGGGGGAGAUGGCCGGCGAACUUACCAAGAACGGUGCUGGACGCCCGCCUCAGGGUUGUCUGCAGUACAUCCUCGACUGUAACGGUGUCGCGGUGGGUCCAAAACCGGUCCAGGCCAACUGAGUCGCCCGGGUAGACGCGGGGAAAAGUGUCCGAGUCUAGAUAACGAUGACGAAACGAAAACCUUUAGCCGAACGAAAGCGCAGACUUGCGGGCGUGUGUGUGUGUGUGUGUGUGUGGGUGGAUGCCGAUAGCCGAUGGGAUCCGACCUGGGUGACAUGAGCUCGGUGCAGCCUGGACUGUGUUUAACUCUAUGCAGUGUCAAAAUGUACUGUCUACUCUGUUGACCUGUUGGUUUGUGUGCUUGUAUGGGUCACCUCUGUUUCAGUAGCUGUGGGUUUUUCUUCCUUUGGGGCUGUUGUUGUUGAUGAUGUAAGAAGCAGAUUGUGCCUACACUGAGUUCAGUGCUGCUCUGUGCUUUACCCGAUUGACCCGGUUGUGGAUCUUUUGUUUGCCCCCUCUCCUCCUCCUACCCCAUCUCUCUUUUCUAUUUCGGUGUGAACCUUUAGAUAUUGUUCAAACUGUCUGACUGUCGUGCAGUUUGAAGUUUUGUGUAUUUGUCAAUGUGUAUACAGUACGUGGGUGCGUAUGGCCGUAGUGGUAUUUAUUUUUUAUAUUUUCACUAUUACAUGCUUUAUUUUUGGGGGGGGGGUUGCAUGAUUGGUACAAAAAACAGGUGCAAAGUCAGCUAUACGUGUUCCUGUUAUGACCCUGUGACCUGGAGGACGUUCAUUAUCAAACAUGCGUGAACAGUGCGAGUGACAGUGAAUACUCUCAUCAUCCACUUUCAACACUGACGUGCAGCGUGUUGCCUUUCGUAACGUUCAUUUUCACAGUAUAACAAGAAAUAUAGAUGAUUUAACGUGAUUUUAAAGAUACUAACAGAUGGAUAUAUUAAAAUUCAAUGUAUCUAAUAUAUUUAUGAUGCAGGAGGUUUGUGCUACAUUAUUUAAAAAAAAGAUUCGUCUAAUUUUGAACCAAAGAAUGAAAUAUUUACUUUUGACAAAACGGUCUUUGCACUCCAGCAACUCCAUAAUGUAAAUAUGAUAUCAGCGAGGGGACUGUUCAUUCCUGCAAAAGUGUAUAAUUCAAUCAUACGACAAAACACGCGCCAAAAAAACAAACAAACAAAAGAAAAACUGUUGUUGUCUUUUUGCAUUUGGUCGCGUGGAAGCAGACAAAUACGACUGAUGAGGAGGAAGCGUAUAAUGUAUGAUCUGCCAUGACCCCUCCCCUCCCCUCCACACACACACACACACACACACACACACACACAGACACACACACACACACACACACACACACCACCGCGGCGGUGCUGCCAUGACAACAGUGCAAGUGCUCUGAGGUUCAGUGAUGACUUCUGCUACUGCCAUUCAAAGAAGAUUUUCCUUGUUUACCAUCAUCACACUCUUCCACUGAGGUGAUGGAAAAGUGCAAUGUCACUCUUUGUCUACUUCUCUCUCGCGCUUUCUCUUUUUUAAAUUUUUUUUUUACUAAAUAAUAUAUUUAUUUUGAAAUCAGAUCUUCCAUCAAGUUAAAUCAAAAAGCUAUAUUCAUCCUCUCACUGUAUUGUUUAAAAAAAAUGAUGGUCACAAUGAGUUGGUUGUCGAUCUUAAAACCCCAAAAUGAUGACAGAAGUUCAGAGAUUGUAAAAAAAAAUUGUUUAUUUCUAUAGUAUAAAAUGUGUUCAGCGAGCUCUGUGUGCAAUUACUUUCCAAGUUGUAUAAAGUGCCAUUGUAUCUGUGAACGUAUCCUUGUAAAGAGCCAUGCCUGAGGCUUUAUGGAUGUGUUGUUCUCUUCACUAGGAAAAAUAUGCCAUUGACGUUGAUCGACCGAGGGAGGGAACGUGCCGGGGGACCCCCAGUUUUAAUAAUGGCUGCAUGGUUAGGGCCUUUGGUUUCGGUGAAUUGUGACGCCUGAAUAUUUGAUAAAUCAUAACUGGACGUGUCGUUUCUUUCUGCCAUUGUGUUGGGGUGAAAAACUUAUAUCUUCAGACCUGCAGGACUGUAAUUAUUAAGGGCAAUGGUGAACCUGCUAAAUAUAUGUGUGCAUUGAAAAACCGGUGUUGGACUGUUUGAAACAAGAUCAGACUACUAUAUAUAUAUAUAUAUAUAUAUAUAUAUAUAUAUAUAUUGUGGGGGG